UCACGGCGCCUCAGAGUCUCAACCGAGUUUGAGAGAAACGGGAGACUUGAGGGCUCAAGAGUCUCAACCGAGUUUGAGAGAAACGGGAGACUUGAGGGCUCAAGUCGCCAUGUACCUGGGGAUCAGAAAGGGGAAAUUAAAGACGGUAAGCCCCGCUCCCUCAGAUUCACUUGGAAUAUGAGAACCACCAGCUCCAUGGAGCCCUGCGACAUCAUGAGGGAGAUCCGCAAGGUGCUCGACGCCAACAACUGCGACUACGAACAGCAAGAGAGUUUCCUGCUCCUCUGCGUCCAUGGCGACGGGCGGGCCGAGAACCUGGUCCGGUGGGAGAUGGCGGUCUGCAAGCUCCCCCGUCUCUCCCUGAACGGCGUCCGCUUCAACAGGAUAUCCGGGUCGUCCAUCGCUUUCAAGAACAUUGCUUCCAAAAAAGCCAACGACUUAAAACUAUGAACAAAAGGACUUAAAA
This is a messenger RNA of Xiphophorus maculatus (southern platyfish), 466 nucleotides long. Its product is annotated as MAP/microtubule affinity-regulating kinase 3-like. The annotation marks the transcript as partial. NCBI's taxonomy places the organism in Eukaryota, Metazoa, Chordata, Actinopteri, Cyprinodontiformes, Poeciliidae. The transcript is spliced from 3 exons. The record is from RefSeq and is a predicted model, not a curated record.